AUGUUCGCUACUUCUUCAUAUCCUUUGACCAUGAUGUUCUCGCUGCUACUAGCUCCCAUACUUGCAAAUAUUCUGAAGCAGCUCUUCUUUCGAGAUCCUCAUCGUCCUCCCGUGGUAUGGCACUGGAUUCCGAAAGUUGGUAGCACGGUCGAAUAUGGGCAAGACCCCUAUAAGUUUUUCUUCAAAUGCCAGGAGAAGUACGGCGAUGUCUUCACCUUCGGGCUCCUUGGGAUGCAGGUGACAGUCUUUCUCGGUACCAAAGGAAAUAAUUUCAUCCUCAACGGCAAGCUCAAGGACUUGAACGCCGAGGAAGUAUACGGUCCUUUAACAAUACCUAUCUUCGGCCGCGGUGUUGUCUACGAUGUAGACAAUGCCCGUUUUAUGGAUCAAAAGAGAUUAUUGAAGGAAGGGUUCUCAAGCCAGAGCCUACGAGCCUAUGUUCCCCAAUUUGUCAAUGAGGUCGAACAGUAUGUUGGCACCAAUGUUGCCUUUCGUGGAGAAAAUGGUGUCUGUGAUAUAUCCUCCGUACUCUCGGAGAUUUCCCUGUACGCUGCGGCCGGCUCUUUACAAGGUAAAGAGGUCCGCGAUUCAUUUGACGCGACGUUUGCCACCCACUACCGCCAUCUCGACGACGGGUUUGCUCCGAUCAAUUUCAUGUUUCCAUGGCUUCCAAUUCCUGUGAAUCGACGACGUGAUCGUGCUCAAAGGAAAAUGUCGAAUUUGUAUCUGGAUAUUAUCAAAGAAAGACGUUCUCGUGGGAACCAAGAUGGCAGUCAUGACAUGCUCUGGGCCCUUCUCGGCGCAACGUACAAAAACGGUGACCGGAUAUCGGAUGAAGAGAUGGCGAACCUUAUGAUUGCGCUCCUCAUGGGUGGGCAACACAACACUGCAGCGUCCGGUACCUGGAUCAUGUUAGAGUUGGCCCACCGACCCCAUCUUGUCGAGGAGCUCUACAGGGAGCAGAAUGAAGUCCUCGGUGGGCAGAGUCCCAGCUAUGAGUCUCUGCAAAAGCUCACGCUUCAUAACAACGUCAUAAGGGAGACUCUCCGCCUCCAUAGCCCGAUCCAUUCGGUUAUGCGCAAGGUGAAACAACCGAUGCAUAUUCCAGACACAGAUUUUGUUGUUCCAACUGGCCACAUCCUUCUUGCUGCGCCGGGUCUUCCGGCCAGGACUGAAGAAUAUUUUCCUGACCCGAUGAACUGGGAUCCCCACCGGUGGGACAGACCAACCACCAUUCAGCAAAUUGAGACCCCAGAUGGCGACACGAUUGACUAUGGCUAUGGAGAUGUUUCUUCCAAGGCAGCCUAUAGUCCCUAUCUUCCCUUCGGAGCUGGUCGGCAUAGAUGCGUUGGUGAGAUUUUUGCAUAUUCGCAACUUGGAGCAAUUCUUGUCACAUUAGUAAGACUUCUACAGUGGGAACAGGUGGACCCUGAAGCAGCCGUUCCGGCGACAGACUACUCAGUAAGUCCCUUCGUUGCACUGGUGGUUUCAUGGGCAAUGCCCGAUAUGUUGCUGAUUGCCAAUAAUCUUAGUCCAUGUUCUCUCGACCAAUGCACCCAGCAACCAUCAAAUGGAGACGACGCGGCUAGCUUUGAACCAUUGAGACUAGUUUGGGACGAACAAUCAAUUGCAAAAGGAACCCACUUAUAUCACCGAGAAAAUCUUCGUCCCAUUCCUCGGAAGCAGGUAGUUGGCCUGCGAAAAUACUCUCUUGUGGUCUUGUGGGUUUUGAGUGUGCCGACGUAUGGAUUGUGGUCCCCUAAAAAGCCCGGUUAA
Molecule: messenger RNA, 1776 nt
Organism: Exophiala aquamarina CBS 119918
Lineage: Eukaryota; Fungi; Ascomycota; Eurotiomycetes; Chaetothyriales; Herpotrichiellaceae
Product: cytochrome P450, family 51 (sterol 14-demethylase)
Exons: 4
Coding region: 1-1776 (591 amino acids)
Biological process (GO): ergosterol biosynthetic process
Molecular function (GO): oxidoreductase activity, acting on paired donors, with incorporation or reduction of molecular oxygen; heme binding; monooxygenase activity
Source: RefSeq, a predicted model, not a curated record